AUGCGCCUUUCUAGGCGUGUCCAGCUGAGCCCUGAUGUGAUUGAUUCAAGCCUUCAGCGGCUGAACUGCGUGUCACAAAAUAUCAUAGAGGUGGAUAUUCAUCCAACGGUUCUGGCGCUCCUCACGUCUGUCUCUCCGGAUGUUGUGCGUAAAACGGUGGCGGAAUUGCCGCUGCACGACGCCGGCAGUGUCGGACAAGACGACGGAAUGGAAUUUAGCGCUGCGGGGAUGAAUACGGCGCUGGCAAGUUCCCUGCACACUGUGCUUCUUUCCCGUAACCGUUUGACAACCACAUUGGGCCUCGUCCAGUUCAAGAACGUGGUGCGGCUUUCUUUGCUUGGGAACAGAGUACAACGCAUUGAGGACUGCGAGGCGCUUUCUUUGCUACCUGCAUUACAGUAUCUUACGCUCGAGUUCAAUCCAGUGGCGUCGCUCCCACACUAUCGCGCCCACAUGUUGCGCAUCUGUUCCUGGCCUGACACUCUAAGCACAAAAAAAUGUCGACUGAGAAAGUUGGACGCCCGGUCUGUUUUACCGGCUGAGGUGGAGCGCGCUGCGGAGUGCCUUCAGCGCGAAAAGGUUACAUUAGGUGAACUUGUCCACCGCAUGCGAUUUUUGUCCCUCUUGGCAGAAGCAGAGAAACGAAUCGCGUUACACAAUGAACUUCGUCGUCGGGGCUUCGUGCUGCGAGACACCCUUCUUAAUCUAACGGUGGAGAGUAUCGUUACCAGAUGUUCCGCACAGCUCUUGGCUCUCAUUGACGUUGGGGCUGCGUCACACCUUGCGAGGCGUCUCAUGAGCGGGAAGUGUCGCAUGUGUGCCAUGACCCCAGAGAAUUCCUUUGACGCUGAUGCUUCUGCCGAGGACGAACUCUCGCGGGUGGCCACUUCCUUUGCGCACUCGCGUUCCAGUUCCAACAUGCUGGCGCUUCAAAGUCCCUACCAAGCUGACUUGACAGCCUUCUGCAAGGAUUGGUCAAGGGACGUCUUUCGUCGCGCCAUGACUUCACUCGAUCACCGUAUUUGUGGCCUUCUUCUCAGCAUUGCCCGGACGUUGGGUGAGGAGCUAACCGUGAUGGACGUGGAUCACUUGAAUAAGCUUUGGUUCACGCAGGUCGCCAAGGUUGACAGCUGCGAAUUCUACCGAUGCCAGAAUCGAAGGAAAAAUCUCUUGGGAGGUGGGAAGUUACCCACAUUUACCGCAAGAAGAGAGACGUCGCGGGUGGAAGUGAAAGAGUUAACGAGGGAGAAUUCUACAAGGGAGGAAUUUGUUCGUGUUCCACUCAGCCCCACUAGAACCCAUCUGCAUACCCCAUGCGUGGAAGCAAAAGGUGACGGGGCGGACGCCUUCUCGCUGCGCAGCAUCUCGCCCAUUACCCAACACGGUAUGCACGCCAGUGACGUCAUUGCGGCCCAUGACCGGCAGGAGGCGGGUUCCGCUGCAUUGGGCGAUUCCUGUCGCAAGCGGCCGGGAUUGCCCAAAGCACCACACAACGGGGGCCAUACAGAAGCGUUGGUGGAGCCUGCAACGGUGGAGGAGUACAGCAGCGAUCGGGCAUCGGUGGAGCUGCCGCUGGCGGCGCCCGUCCCAUUCCCGGCACCGAAGGAAGAAUUUCUGCUGGAGCAAGAACUGUUGCAAAAGCUUAACUGGCAUGUGCGUCAGCGCGUCCUGCGUGUGUGGAAAACCAAGGCGUGGCGGAGGCGGCAAGACAAGCUCUGUUUAAAAUUUACUCAGAACCGCCUCGAGGGUUUACUACUCCUUUCAACUCCAACCCUACACGCUGUCUGUAGUACGCUGCAGCUGAUCCCGCGGAGAGAGCGAAAGCGUGUACUCUUUCAGUUUUGGCGCGAGCAGGCUCGACGGUCGUAUGCUCCCAGGUUGCUCCGUCUGGCGCAGCUGUUCACACGAUGGCGAUGGCGGACGGACCAACAGCGGAUCAUUACUCACUUUGCGUUGGAACGCCGCACACGAAUUUUAACUGAGGUAUGGCGUUCUUGGCGUGAAGCUCUGCAUACGCGCGUUGCAGAGGCACGCACUCGCUUGAGGGAGAGCGCACACAUCAUAGAUGCCGUCCCAAAUGUGAUGACGGGCUUCCAACCACCUACACAAAAUGGUCCGGCACGCAUGAAGAUGUCUUCUGAGACACACGCAGGGGAAUCACAGCAAACCCCUUUUGAGAGCUGCUCUCUCUUCAAGGUGGCAACAGAGGCCACACCGGGUCUCACAUGCAGUACAAAGCUCUCCGUGAACGGCGCAGUUAACGUGCCGCACACCAUCCGCUUGGUGGGCACCCCUGCGGUUGCAUCCCGUCUUUCACUGCCGAUGGUAACUCCGAACGCGGCAGAGUCUCCGUCUCUGCAGCCGCCCUCCCUCUGUGACAAGGAAACGCAGACAACACCGCCACCAUCGAACAACGACCCCACUUAUGAAUCCAGGGAUAAAUUUUGUUUGGAGGCCAAGCAGGCAGUAGAGGCGAUGCAGGUUGAUCGCCUACGCCUUGUCGAUCGACUGAUCGCGCUAGAACAACGGCUUAGUGAGGAAUCUCUGCGUGUUCAGCAUCGAGACGAGGAGAUUGUAGGACUCAAACGAAAGCUCAACGCCAUGGUGCUGCGCGAGGAAUGUGUGGGUUCUACUAUUGGCGAUUACCAGCGAGAGAUAGAGCAUCUGAGGGCUGUCGUUCAGGCCUUGCGAGAGGAAAGGCGGGAAAUGUUGCGUCCCAUUUUGCACUGA
Messenger RNA from Trypanosoma conorhini, 2730 nucleotides. RefSeq lists its product as uncharacterized. The record is from RefSeq and is a predicted model, not a curated record. Lineage: Eukaryota; Euglenozoa; Kinetoplastea; Trypanosomatida; Trypanosomatidae. Gene Ontology annotation, biological process: mRNA splicing, via spliceosome. The transcript has a single exon. The coding region runs from base 1 to 2730 and encodes 909 amino acids. Gene Ontology annotation, molecular function: U2 snRNA binding.